Cydia splendana is the source of this 672-nucleotide messenger RNA. RefSeq lists its product as uncharacterized. The transcript has 2 exons. The record is from RefSeq and is a predicted model, not a curated record. Lineage: Eukaryota; Metazoa; Arthropoda; Insecta; Lepidoptera; Tortricidae. The coding region runs from base 91 to 666 and encodes 191 amino acids.
AGAUAGCCGGCCAUUUCCUGCCUAUAUAAUACGCAACUGUUUCAAAUCAGACUCAUUCCAGAUUAAACUAGAAGAGAGAGUUCACCAAAGAUGGAUACUGGGACUAUAAGGGCAUUCGCGAUAUUCCUGGCUGUAAUACUGCCUACCUUCGCCGAAAUAUUGACGGAUCAACCCGAUUGUCAAGAUUUUAAAUCCUGUAAUUCAUGUCUAUCAAAAGGAUCGUGUGUGUGGUGUGUUAACAAGGCCAUAUGUACUACGGAUUCAUGUGGGAACGAUAAUAUUAUAUAUCCAUCCCACAUCAGAGCCCUCAUGGCGGGCUCACAGUUCUGCCCUAGAGUUGUGACGCCAGAAAACAAAUUAGUCGUGCAAAGUGGGAAAGAAGAAAGGAUAGUUGUGAGAAUAACGCAAAUUUAUAUGUACAUGGCAUUUACCCCUUGGAAGUGCAAGAUUUCUCAAGAUGGGAAAGAAACGAUCGUAAAUGCGACGCUUGUUGCUGACGAGGUGUUCUGCGAGCCUGUGGUUUUGUACAGUUAUUCGCGCCCAUACGCAGAUGCUGCUGUGUCCGUCCUAUGGGAACAUAGCAAGGCUUUUGAUGGGGCGCUACCGUUGAUAAUAUGUCGAUGCGAUAUGGAUCCUAACUGCCCAGCAUGUAAAAAACAACGUUAACUAAAA